Messenger RNA from Theileria equi strain WA, 2520 nucleotides. Its product is annotated as DNA gyrase subunit A, putative. Gene Ontology annotation, cellular component: DNA topoisomerase type II (double strand cut, ATP-hydrolyzing) complex. The coding region runs from base 1 to 2520 and encodes 839 amino acids. Gene Ontology annotation, molecular function: DNA binding; DNA topoisomerase type II (double strand cut, ATP-hydrolyzing) activity; ATP binding. The transcript is spliced from 5 exons. The record is from RefSeq and is a predicted model, not a curated record. Gene Ontology annotation, biological process: DNA topological change. Lineage: Eukaryota; Apicomplexa; Aconoidasida; Piroplasmida; Theileriidae.
AUGAUCUUUACAGGCACAUUUUGUGCUAUAAUCGCAAUUUUAUUGGAUAUAACGCAUGGAUUCCAGAGAUAUAGUCCUAUAGAGACUAGAGGAAUCCUACGAAAUGCAGGAAAACAUUAUCGCAGUAGACUGGUAAGGAAUGGAGAUUCCGCGGUCAAUCUGGAGGGAAAGUCCUGGUUUCGACUCAGUUCUGGUGAAUCACAAGUCCCUGAUAGUACGAAGGAUGGAGAGACUAACGUCCCUGAGGGUAAUGAAAGCCUCAAUCUCGCGGCUUCCGAGAAUAGACAGGAGAAUGUGGCCGAAGAAGGUGAUGGAAUAUCAUCCAACACAAAUGAUGGACUCGAUUCAGGCGUUUCCAUACCUAACUUAGAGCUCUGUGAUGAAGUAGGCACGAGCUUUAUGAAGUACGCCCUCAGUAUAAUCCUGGGAAGAGCCCUGCCAGAUGCUAGAGAUGGGCUCAAGGUUGUCCACAGAAGGAUUCUAUGGGCGAUGCACGCACUAAAACUCGGUGGCUCAACUGCAUAUAGAAAGUGUGCCAAGGUAGUUGGUGAUGUUUUAGGUAACUACCAUCCUCACUCUGACAAGUCCGUCUAUGACGCUCUCUGCCGUCUAUCACAGGAUUUUAUCAUGAGAGUGCCACUGAUCGAUGGUCACGGUAAUUUUGGAUCUGCAGAUGAUCCUCCAGCUGCUAUGAGGUAUACUGAAUGCAGACUCAGCCACUUUAGUGAAAAGUUGAUGUUGGAGGAUAUACACAACAAUACAGUAGACUUUGUGCCAAAUUUCGACUCUACAGAGAUGGAACCGACAGCUCUACCGUCUUGCGUACCCUCUCUCUUGAUAAAUGGCUCUUCUGGAAUUGCUGUAGGUCUUGCUACAAACGUUCCUCCACACAAUCCACAUGAAAUAAUAUCUGCUGCUAUUUUAAUGGCAAAGAAUGCUGGAAAUGUUGACAUUGAUACACUGCUGGACGUUGUAAAGGGACCAGAUUUUCCAACGGGUGGAAUAAUAAAGACAGGCAUGGAUGCCCUCAAGAAACUUUACACGACUGGAAAGGGCACUCUAUCUAUUGAGGCAAAGUUUACAUUUGAAGAAAAGUUUGCUUCAAAAGGCACGAAGGAGGUUGUUAAUUCAUUCGAUUCACUUGAUGAGCUGUCAUUUUCCCCUGGAACGAGAAUAUCUAUCGUUAUUACCGAGAUCCCAUACAAUGUUAAAAUGACAGACAUUAUAAUGUCAAUGACAAAGGCUAUAAAAGAAGGGAAGAUGCUUGGAAUAUCAGAUAUUAGGGAUGAGUCUGAUCGCAAUGGAGUGAGGCUGGUGAUCGAACUUAAGAGACAGAUUACCACUCCAAUUGAAGUUGAGGAUAUCUUAAAGCAGCUCAAGAGUCAAACAGAGCUCAGUUCAUUCUUCAAAUGUAACUUUAUAGCACUCGACAAAAACGGAACAAAACCCAUCCGUUUUACUCUUCAUUCAUACCUUAAGAUUUGGCUCGAUUUCCGUGUUGAAACAGUAAAAAGGAGGACAAGAUAUUUGCUAGAAAAGGCAAAAAACAGUUUGCACCUCACAAGGGGUUUUAUUAUUGUCAUUGAUUAUAUUGAUGAUAUCAUAAAGAUGAUCAAGGAGUGUUCAUCUAUACAACAGGUCCGUGAAAAUUUGGCAAAGCAAGAGUAUGGGUCUCUGAGUCCUCAGCAAAUAACUGCUGUGCUAAAAAUGACCCUUUCUCAGCUGUCUAGGUUAGAACAUGACAGAUUCUUGCAAGAACAAGAGAAGCUAAACAACAUAAUAUCAAACUAUCAAACUCUUUUGCUGGACGAUUCUAAUAUUUAUUCCUUGAUUGCAAAUGAAUUAGAGGAAAUUCAAAAAAACUACAAGAAUUUAUACCACUCAAAAAAACGCUAUACUAGUAUUCUUGUUGGUUCAAAACCUGCCAUACACACACUAAUGGAUGAUCAGGCUAUUUCAAAACCUCAAGAAUCGACGCUAGAUUCGUCAUUAAUUGUAGUAAAUAAUCAUGGGUGGGUACAGAGAAUAAAAUUGGAUAAAUCAUUUCAUAUAAGUCAAAAAUCACGUUCGAUUUACUCUAGUAGAGUUUACGAACCUCCAUCAGCUCUUCACUCUUUGAAUUCUGAAUCAAAGACUGUUUGUUCAAAUUUGAAGGUUUUCCAUUCGAUAUGUUAUCCGGAUGAUAUGUGUAUGGUCGUUUGUAAAAAUGGAUUUUGCUCGAUGUUCCCAGUUGAAAAGCUUCGACUGUGCAAGCGUGGCUAUCCUUUGUGGAAGAUGUUGUCAAUGGAUGUUGAUGAAGAGAUUGUUUUAUUGACAACAGUCAAUUCUAUUAAAGAUUAUCUAGUUGUUGGAUUUGAAGAUGGAAACGUUGGCAUAUACAAGAGUGAAUUUAUUACUAGAAAGCGAAAGGUGAAUGAUAUGAGAAAGUUGAAACUGUGGAAAAGGGAAAGAGCACCCCCAAUAUUUGCAUUGUUUGGACACUCUUCCAGCAAUCUUUUAAUAGGUAAGUAUUAUGUAUAG